AUGUUUGAAAAGACAAUUGCAAUGUUGCCGGCAAUUGUGCCGACACUUAUGUUUCUCAUGUUUAAGGGAUAUCACCGACAAAUCCCAUUCACUACCGAACAUAUUGACAAAGAGUACGACUAUAUCGUAGUGGGUGCCGGUUCGGCCGGUGCAGUGGUGGCCAGUCGUCUAAGUGAAGAUCCUCACGUAAAAGUGUUAUUACUGGAGGCUGGAGGUCAUGAAGUCUGGCAAAGCGAGAUACCAAUGUUGGCGGCCCGGCUGCAGAUGUCUGAAUAUGACUGGCAAUACAGGACUGAACCGCAAAAGUACGCGUGUCAGGGCAUGAAAGAGCACCGAUCAAAUUGGCCGCGCGGUAAAAUAUUAGGCGGGUGCUCAUCUAUUAACUAUAUGUUAUAUGUUCGCGGAAAUAAACGAGAUUAUGACCACUGGGCCAGUCUUGGCAAUUAUGGUUGGGAUCAUAACUCAGUGUUUCCUUAUUUUAUAAAAUCUGAGGACAAUCGCGAUCCCGAUAUAUUGAAAAAUGGAUACCAUGGUCACGGCGGGCACCUAACUGUGUCAACAACUCAUUAUACCACUCCAAUCGGCGGUGCUUUCCUACAGGCGGCCAAAAUGUUUGGUUAUCCUAAUAUUGAUAUAAACGGUGUCCAACAAACUGGUUUUGCCGUUCCUCAGGGAAACAUACGCCGAGGCGCCCGAUGUUCGACAUCAAAGGCAUUCAUACGUGAUGUCCGCGGACGACACAACUUUCACGUUGUAAUCUACUCACACGUAACCAAAGUAUUGUUCAACAAAUACAAGAAAGCUGUUGCCGUCGAGUUUGACCACAAGGGUUUAAAACAUAUUGCAUACGCUCGUCGAGAGAUAAUAUUAUCUGCCGGUGCUAUAAAUUCACCGCAACUACUGAUGUUGUCAGGCAUUGGCCCGCGAUAUGAUUUAGAAGAGUUGGGAAUUCCGGUUAUAGUUGACGCCCCCGGUGUCGGUCAGAAUUUGCAGGAUCACAUUGGAGUGGGAGGCUUGCAAUUUCAUGUGAACGCACCGGUAUCUGUUGUACAACCGAGAGUAUUUGUGGCCAAAUCAUUCACACAAUGGAGUACUUUAGGUAUCGGACCGUUGACUAUGUUAGGAGGUUUAGAUGGCAUUGGUUUCAUAAAAACCAAAUAUGCCAAUCAAAGUGAUGACUGGCCCGACGUUGAAAUACAUUUCAUACCUUCCUGUGCGUCAUCUGAUGGCGGAGAGACUAUCCGUAAAGCUAUGAACCUUAAGGACGAACUGUUCCGCAAAAUAUAUGAACCCUUUCUAUAUGACGAUUCAUACGCUUAUUAUCCGGUUUUGUUAAGACCAAGAAGUGUCGGUUGGAUGAAAUUACGGUCAGCCAAUCCAUACGAUCAGCCUAUCCUACAACCUAACUAUCUUAAGGAUCCAUACGAUACUAAAGUAUUAGUAGAUUCUCUAAAGUUAUCAAUAAAGAUGGCUCUAUCGGAACCAUUUAAGAAGUUUAAGACAAGAAUUUGGUCGCAAACGUGGUAUGGAUGUGAACAACACAAGCCAUAUAGUGAUGGAUAUUUAGAGUGUCUGACCCGUUCAUAUACGGCCACAAUCUAUCAUCCCGUCGGUACCGCCAAAAUGGGCACCAAAGACGACCCAAUGGCUGUCGUUGACCCUCAGCUCAGAGUUUAUGGCGUGUCUGGUCUGAGGGUAAUUGACGGCUCAAUUAUGCCGACAAUAGUUUCAGGCAAUACUAACGCACCAAUUAUUAUGAUCGGAGAGAAGGGCGCCGACAUGAUUAAGGGUGUUCUCAAAUCACCCCCAAUAAAGCCCGGAGAGGCAGCCAUUCCUUAUUAUUUAACACUUCCCCCAAAACAACAAAAAGAGUACGCAAGGGGUCCUAUGAGUCAAAUCGGGAAAAUAUUUGGAAAAUUGGGAAUUAGUUGA
Molecule: messenger RNA, 1932 nt
Organism: Oppia nitens
Lineage: Eukaryota; Metazoa; Arthropoda; Arachnida; Sarcoptiformes; Oppiidae
Product: glucose dehydrogenase [FAD, quinone]-like
Exons: 5
Coding region: 1-1932 (643 amino acids)
Molecular function (GO): flavin adenine dinucleotide binding; oxidoreductase activity, acting on CH-OH group of donors
Source: RefSeq, a predicted model, not a curated record